This is a messenger RNA of Scutellospora calospora, 501 nucleotides long. NCBI's taxonomy places the organism in Eukaryota, Fungi, Glomeromycota, Glomeromycetes, Diversisporales, Gigasporaceae. The record is from the annotation of a GenBank genome assembly.
AUGUCUCCAAAAGCAUAUGUGAAAGUGGUAGAUUUACUACCAGAUCAACAUCAAGUAAACCUUCGCAUAAAAGUUAUUGCACAAAUUAUGUUCGGUGAAGUGGACGACAGUAAUAAAUCAACAAAAAAUGUGGAACAGCCCCAAACUACUAACACUGAAGAUCUUAAUACUCCAAAAAAGAAACCUGAACCUGUUUUCGACUUGUCGAAAAUUGAAGUCGCCGAAUUUCUUGUUGGAGAUUCUUCUGGAUGUAUAAUUUUAAAAGCAAUUAACGACCAAAUAUCACUUCUCCAACCGCAAACAUGCGUCUUUAUUCAUAACGCACGCGUGGAAAUGUAUCGUGGAUUUAUGCGUAUCGUGGUUGACCAAAACACGAAUGCGGAAAUAAAGCCUUUCGGAGAGGCAACCGAUGAUAAAGAGGACGAUAUACAACCAAACUUGGAAAAAAAUUGUUCAUUGACGGAAUAUCAAUAUGUACCGCACGUUGUUUUAAACGAAUAA